Bemisia tabaci is the source of this 1528-nucleotide messenger RNA. Its product is annotated as lysosomal phospholipase A and acyltransferase. Lineage: Eukaryota; Metazoa; Arthropoda; Insecta; Hemiptera; Aleyrodidae. Gene Ontology annotation, biological process: lipid metabolic process. The record is from RefSeq and is a predicted model, not a curated record.
CGCAGUCAACAUUAACUCUGAGCCGUGUAGACUUUGCUUCUUUGAGACAAUCCUUACGAGAAUACGUGACGAACUAAUAAAAGGUCCUUUGUUAUGACAAAGGUUGUUAUAAAUACUAAGUUCAAACACAGCUAUAGUGACCAUGUUUACUGCUCCUGGCAACUUUCUUAAGUUGAUUCUGCCUCCUCAUAUUUUUCUCUUACAGAGCAUUCUAGUUUUCGUUCCUUCGUUUGUUUGGGGCUUUGACUAUGACUAUGAGACGGAUCACAUGGCACCGAUUAUUCUUGUGCCAGGGGUCGGCGGGGUUCGGGUGGAGGGUAAGUGGCACACGCAUGGUCAACCAUGGUACUGUGGAGAGAAAUCAUGUGGUUGGGAACAGCUAUGGUUUCGGAAAAGAACCGGCCUAGGCGGGAUGCCUUUAAAAUGUUUGGUUUUUCGUUACAAACUCAUCUAUAACAGGACAACGCACCGCAGUCACAAUCAAAUCGGAGUGAAGACACGCGUCGUGGGGAAAUUCGGGAGCCUUAAACCCGUCGAGUAUCUGACGAACGAUCCUAUCUCCCACCUCGGGAGCCAUUACUUCGAUGACAUCGCGAAAUCCUUUAGGAGGAGCGGUUACUCUGACGAACACAACUUGAAAGCUGCCGCUUAUGACGGUCGAUAUGCAAUACCGCAACUGGAGGACUUUGGAUACUUUGUCAACUUCACUGAGUUGGUAGAACGAACUGCUCACUGCUCAAAAAGAAGGGUGUCGAUCGUCACACAUAGCAUGGGUGGAUUAGUAGCAGCAUACUUCCUCGUUAAUAAGACGCAAGCGUGGAAGAACAAAUACAUCCAUAACUUUAUUGCGAUCUCGACGCCUUGGCUGGGAAGUCCUAAAGCUAUCGAAGCAUUCGUUACAGGAACAAACUUCGAUGUUAAGACUUUCCAAUUAUCAAUAAUGAGAGAGCUAGUCAGAACAUUCCAAUCUGUAGCGCUUCUCUUGCCCGCGGAAAACGCUUACAAGGAAACAGUUUUAGUUGACUGGCCUGAGCAGAACAAAAUUUACACGGGAAAAGACUAUAAACAAUUGUUUACGGAUAUGAAGUACAAAGAUGGUUAUCUUAUGAGGAGAGACGUCCGGUCCCUGAUGCCCGUUCAUGGCAAAAAACUGGGAGUGAAGUUGGUUUGUGUUUGGUCACACUUCGUGAAAACACCUUUCACGAUGCAUGUUGAGGGACACAUGGCUAACCCAAAGCACGUCUGGCGCACUGACGUUGACGGAGAUGGGACGGUAACUCUGGAGAGUUUAGAAUAUUGUAAAAGAUUUCCAAAUGUGACGACCAGAGUAUUCCCGGGCAAAGACCACUUGAAAAUAGUUUUCUCCGAUGGCGUUAUCGACUACAUCAAAUCAAAUCUCGUGCAUGCAAAGCCUGUGUUGUACUGAUGAAGGCAAUGAUUUUGGUAUCAAGUUAAUUCGAACAGCGAACUCAGAAAAAAAUGUUUACAUUCCGAUUCUAAUUAAAAUGUUUCUUUAGAACGUACAAAA